Messenger RNA from Labeo rohita (rohu), 747 nucleotides. It is a transcript of the gene nog5, whose product is annotated as noggin 5. Lineage: Eukaryota; Metazoa; Chordata; Actinopteri; Cypriniformes; Cyprinidae. The transcript has a single exon. Gene Ontology annotation, biological process: negative regulation of cell differentiation; dorsal/ventral pattern formation; negative regulation of BMP signaling pathway. Bases 109 to 747 code for a protein of 212 amino acids. The record is from RefSeq and is a predicted model, not a curated record.
CACAAGCUUUUUAUAGCCUGACCAAGAACUGCGAUUCAAAACAAGUUUUGUUUGAUAAACUUUACACUUCAAAUACUUAAAUAAGACAUUUAACUUUUCGUGUACUGAAUGGAAAUGAAGGCGUCUCCUGCACUCGUGCUCUGUGUGUCCGUCACCGUUCACCUAGCGCUAACUCAGCUUCAGCUGCGCGUGCGCCCGUCGCCUAGCGACCACCUGCCGGUACCGGACCUGCACGAGGACCCUGACCCCGCGGUGGAACCGGGAGAGAAGGAUUUAGCCCCUCGAUUGCUCCGGAGGAAACUCGGCAGCAGUUUUGACCCCGUUCUCUCCUCAAUCGGUUCACCGACUCCAGGUAACGGGUCCGAAAUCACGCGAGAGGACGAGAUUAGUCUCGCCGGAGCAAUUCCCAAUGAGUUCCAGCAGCUGGAUUUGUCAGGUCUCAAGGCGGCAGCGAAAACGGAGCGCAGGGUGCGCCGGUGGUUGUGGUCGUACACCCGGUGCCCGGUGCUGUCGGUGUGGAAAGAUCUGGGCGUGCGAUUCUGGCCGCGAUACGUUCGAGAGGGACAGUGCUCCGCCGAACGCUCGUGCUCUUUACCGGAGGGGAUGUUUUGUAAACCGGUGCAGUCCGUGAGCGUCACGCUCCUCCGGUGGCACUGCCAUCAGCAGGGCUCGCGCGCGCCUAAACGCUGCGUGUGGAUCCGCGCGCACUACCCGGUGAUUUCACAGUGCGGCUGCGCUUGCUUAUAG